This is a messenger RNA of Rubroshorea leprosula, 1801 nucleotides long. Lineage: Eukaryota; Viridiplantae; Streptophyta; Magnoliopsida; Malvales; Dipterocarpaceae. The record is from the annotation of a GenBank genome assembly.
UAAUGGAUGGGCUUGUAUGUCCUACAUGACGCACUGCUGAUAGUAAUUAUUGGGGGGCAUUGUUUUCUCUAACCAGUCCCAUUUCAAAGUUAAUUAUUGAUGCUUUGACUUUCAUCUCAUAUCUUAUUUUACCUGUACCUGCUAAUAUACUACUGGGUAAUGUGCUUUUGAGGAUUGGUUGGGUUGAUGCAAUGAUAGUGGACUAAAAAUUCUAUGAUUUUUUAUCAAGAGAAUCAGUUGUUGCCUUGGGGCAUAUUGGAAUUUUGUGCUAGAAAUAAUGAAGUUUGGAGUUUGGUUGGUGAUGCUAAGUAGAUUUUCUGUAGUUGGUUUGAUGUAAAAUUCUUUAUAUCUCCUACAAAAGCUUUGUGGCUUCUCUGGGGGAGUUAAUUUACACAUGAAGAUUGGCUGUUGAUGUUGAAAGUUAGCUGUUUUGUGGACUUCCUGGAAAAUUGGUCCUUGUGGUUUUUCCCAGAUCCACUUCUACAUGGAGGGCUCUCUCUCUGUCUUUGAGUUGUCCAAGAAUUUUGAGUUGUCCAAGAAUUUCAAGCUUUGAGGUUUAAAGUUCCAGACUUUGUUGUUUGAUUGGGAAACAUUGCCAAAAUGAAGUUAUAUUUGCAAGUAGUGGUUUGUCUUGUUUUUCAUAUAGUUGGGUGUAAAGUUUGUUUUGUUAUGAUGGUAAGGCACUCAAGAUUAGUGUUGGUUGUUGAGCAUAUUGGAUGAAGACAUCUCUGCUGGAGAGUUUAUAUUCCAAUGAGUAAUGGUUUGUCCUGUCCUUUCAUUUAGUUGGAUAUAAAGUUUGUCUUCUUAUGAUGGUAUGGCUCUCAAGAUUAGUACUGGUUGUUGGGCUUUCUGGAUGAAGACAUCUCUGCUGGAGAUUUGGCUCAAUGAUGUUUUUUUCCAGUAUUUCAGUUAUCCAUUGAUUGUUGUUUUAUUUCUUCUUGCAGGGUUCAAGCUCCACCUGUCCAGAGAAGUUCUCCAAAUGGAGGGUUUGCUGCAAAGCCACAUAAGCAGCAGGACAAGGAGCAACUGGGGAAGUCAGUGCCAAAGCAGAAGCCUCAAACACUGGACUCACUGUUUGCCAAUAUGAAGGAGGAGCGAAUGAGGGUCUUUCCACACAAGAAUAAUGUUGUACUACGAAAUAGUGGUGGCAGUGGUGGCCGGCAAAGACCACCAUGGACAAGACGCCAAUUUGGCAACUAAUUCUGCUUUUGCUGAUAAGGUGGAAUUUCUUGGUGUCAAAGGAUGAGGUGGUGUCCUACAGUUGCAGUGAACCUUUUCAUUUCUUCAAACAUUAGUUGAUGUAAAGCUGGGAGUUGUUAGUUCAGGACCUCUGUUUACAUUUUCUAGUUACUUGUUUUGUGCAAUAAUUGAUUCCAAUUUCCGGUUCAUCUGUAUAGUCUUUUUAUCAGGUGUGGUUGGAUUUUCAACUGGAAUGAUCAAUUAAUUUCAAGUUUCUACAGUCUUCACUUGCAAUCUGCAUCUGGAACAUGAUUUUGGGAAAUAGGAACUUUCUGAACCUAUAAGGGUUAAAGAUCAUCAUGAUUGAAACGUUGGUUUGCAUAUGGUGGGAGGCUGGUAGCGGCCAGUAAUAUGGAAAUACCAGUCUUGAGAUUUUUGCUACUGAUGAGAUGGCUUCCAUAUCUAGUAGUGGCUGGUUAAAGGCUCUUUUCUUCUUAAAUUGAUUGUGUUCUUAGAUGAAUUUAUUUUUGGAACAGUGGAAGUUUACUUUUUUCAGAUUUGAAUUCCUGGUAUUAACCUUAAAAAACUAGGUUUUGGUAAUUAAUAGAUACUAACUCAAUUA